GUUCGAUACAUUGAAAGUCGAAUCCGAAGAUAGCGUUAAGUCAAUCUACAGAAUUCAGGCGGUCCCUAUAACAUUUAAGCAGUGACUCACUACGGCGUGUCAAGUCCGACAACCCACACAGAAUCCACGGGACGGCGUUGAUCUUUCUGCCCUGCUAGACUAUACACCCACAACCACAGACGCAACAAUGUCAUUCUUCCGCAUAACCCUCCACCGCUCCGCCAUCGGUCUCCCAAAACGAACGAACGGCGUCCUCGCUGCCCUCGGCUUGCGUAAACGCGACCAGACUGUCUUUCACCCCGUCUCCCCCCAGUUCGCCGGUAUGAUAUUGAAAGUUAAAGAGCUGGUUAAGGUCACAGAAGUCGAUCGCGCUCUUUCGCCUAAGGAGAUGCGGGAUGAGAGGAGGAGCGUGCCGGGGUAUUGGCUUGAGAGGGCGGUGCCUAGGUGAUUGUGGGGAGGGUGGAUGGAUAUGGGGUUGGUGGCGUAGAGGGGUUGGAAUGGAGGGGUGCUGGAGAAUUCGCAUCUAGCCGUCGAGACGAUAAAACUGGUACGCCGGUGGAGGAGUGGAGGAUAGAUGUGUGGGUUGCCUGAGAUCUACGGAUCGCGAGAUUUCCGAUCUGAGAUUCAUCCACAAUCGCCGCUCAUCUAUGUCUGUCUAGGAGGGUUCGUUGGCCCCCUAUCUGGCGUAUGAGCUCAAACGGGGCUCAUAUGACGUGCAGUCAACGCAUAAUCAACACUGUAAAAUAACAACCUAGGUACGGUACACAUAUUUUGUCUGUCCAGCAAUGAGCUGUUUGACAUAGAUGCUACAUACUCUACGUUUGACACAAAUAUGAAUCAAUUAAAGUUCUACAUAGA
Messenger RNA from Annulohypoxylon maeteangense, 858 nucleotides. Its product is annotated as ribosomal protein L30p/L7e-domain-containing protein. Gene Ontology annotation, molecular function: structural constituent of ribosome. Gene Ontology annotation, biological process: translation. NCBI's taxonomy places the organism in Eukaryota, Fungi, Ascomycota, Sordariomycetes, Xylariales, Hypoxylaceae. Gene Ontology annotation, cellular component: mitochondrion; large ribosomal subunit. The record is from RefSeq and is a predicted model, not a curated record. The coding region runs from base 188 to 448 and encodes 86 amino acids. The transcript is spliced from 2 exons.